AUGUCUAAGACUAAUGAAAUUGUUGAAGAAGAAUUGAAGGUUGAAGAAGGCAAUGGAAUUCCCUCUAAUAAGUUUCAUUAUUUUUGUUCUUCUCCAUAUGUGGUUUGUCUCGCACAAAAGAUGAUGGCUGAAGCAAUUGGUACGUACUUUGUAAUUUUUGCUGGUUGUGGCGCUGUGGUGGUGAACAAUUUGUACGAUGACAAAGUCACAUUUCCUGGAAUAUGUGUGACAUGGGGUCUCAUUGUUAUGGUCAUGGUUUAUUCUGUUGGCCAUAUUUCGGGGGCCCACUUUAAUCCUGCAGUUACUCUUACUUUUGCCAUUUGUCGCCACUCCCCUAUAAAGAGGUUAGUACCGCUUUACAUAAUUGCACAAAUUUUGGGUUCAAUGUUGGCUAGUGGUACAUUAUGCGCCAUAUUCGAUGUUACUCCAAAUGCGUACUUUGGCACCAUUCCUGCAGGCUCAAAUGGGCAAUCCAUGGGAAUAGAAAUCAUCAUCUCUUUCUUGUUGAUGUUCGUCAUUUCUGGAGUAGCAACAGAUUCUAGAGCGAUUGGAGAAUUGGCUGGAAUCGCGGUUGGAAUGACUAUAAUGUUAAAUGUUUUUGUCGCGGGGCCGAUUUCGGGUGCAUCAAUGAAUCCAGCACGAAGUAUUGGACCCGCAGUUAUGAAGCAAAACUUCAAAGGACUUUGGGUGUACAUAAUAGGACCACCAAUUGGGACUAUUGCCGGAGGAUUGACUUAUAACCUCAUUAGGUUCACGGACAAACCUCUUAGGGAGUUAACAAAAAGUUCGUCUUUUCUCAGGACCAUGUCAAGGCUUUGAAGGCUUUGCUUUGCCUUUAGUUGUAAUUUUUCUAGAAUUUUGGUCAAUUUUUUAGCUUAAUUGUUAAUUGCAGUGAUGGGGUUUGCUCUUUUCUGUAGUUCAUAAGCAAGGUUUGGAUAGAUAUAGCUAGACUACUAUAUCUUUUGGGAAUAUGAAUAUUUUGAAUAAUGAUAGACUCACUCUUUUGUAAAAGAGCAUAGCAUUCAGCUAAAAUCAUGUGUUAGGAGUCUUUAGGACUUGAUCUAGUUAUA
This is a messenger RNA of Chenopodium quinoa (quinoa), 1070 nucleotides long. RefSeq names its product probable aquaporin NIP-type. NCBI's taxonomy places the organism in Eukaryota, Viridiplantae, Streptophyta, Magnoliopsida, Caryophyllales, Amaranthaceae. Bases 1 to 819 code for a protein of 272 amino acids. The record is from RefSeq and is a predicted model, not a curated record. The transcript is spliced from 5 exons. Gene Ontology annotation, cellular component: membrane. Gene Ontology annotation, molecular function: channel activity. Gene Ontology annotation, biological process: transmembrane transport.